Mesorhabditis belari is the source of this 1455-nucleotide messenger RNA. The record is from the annotation of a GenBank genome assembly. Lineage: Eukaryota; Metazoa; Nematoda; Chromadorea; Rhabditida; Rhabditidae.
AUGUUUGGUUUGUUUGCGGUGGCGUCGAUGAGGAUCAGUUUAGGGAUGGCGAUCACUUGCAUGGUUAAUUCUACAGCUUUUGUACGACCUAGUGAAGUCAGAAUUUCCGAAAUCUCUUCAAACUUCACCGCUGAGUAUCCGAAAUGCUAUCGACCUGUAGAUGCCAGUGAAGCAAAAAGAGAUGGAUAUGGAGGCCACCUACUUUGGAGCCCUUCAAUGCAAGGGCUCUUAUUCUCGGCGAGUUUCUGGGGCGGAUUGAUGACAACAGUCUUUUCUGGAUAUCUUGCUGAUCGUUUUGGGCCGAAAAUGAUUGUCAUGUUUGCGGUGAUUGAUAUGUCGAUAAUGUCGGCACUUGGUCCCUUUCUCGCCGAGCAGACCUAUUGGGCCUACUUUGGGACGAGGGUUGUGCUGGGAAUGGGAGAGGGCUUUGUAAUUCCUUGUCUGAAUAGCUUGGCAGUUCGCUGGUUUCCACCAAACGAAAAGUCGACACUUGGAGCCAUUUAUACAACAGGAAAUCAGAUAGCAGCCAGUUUGACCUCUGUCCUCGUCGCCGUUCUUUGCACUUCUCCCCUCGGCUGGCCUGCCAUAUUUUACAUACACGGAAUCUAUGGCAUAAUUUGGUCAAUUAUUUGGAAAGUUUUUGUUUCUAAUACGCCAAGCAAAAACAAAUGGAUCUCGAAAGAUGAAGAGGAAUUCAUUGAACGAAAAUUGGCAACAAAGAAGCAAUCGAUGACUUUUAAUCAGAAUAAAGUUCCUUGGCGAAAACUUGUGUUCGGAAAGGUUCCCGGUGCCGUUUAUGGAUGUCAAUUCGCGUUCAACUUCUCGAUCACUCUUUUGCAAGCUUUUCUUCCUACAUAUCUCAAGGAUCAUUUGCUACUGCCAAUUCAUCUCAACGGUAUCUACACAAUGAUCCCGUUUGUAGCUCAAUUUGUCCUCAAAAUCCCAUUGGCGAUGCUCUCCGAUUUUCUCAAGCAGAGAAAUCUCGUUGAUUCGAAUAAAGCUGUGAAAAUUUUUCAGGGAAUCGGUUCUUUUGGCAUUGCUCUUUCAAUCCUGGCAUUGGCUACAAUUCCCUCAUGCGAACGACCGUAUUUAGCAUUGCCGAUUUUGACGGCAAUUGGUCUCUCAUUCUCUUGCGCGAUUCCCGGUUUCUUCACUUCAACUCUUUCAAUCGCUCCUCCUUACACAGGCACAAUGUCCUCAAUUGGAAGAGCUUAUUCAACUUUUGCGAACAUUUUUGGAUCACUUCUAGUUUCAUUAAUUGAAUACAUGAAUUGGCCUCACAAAUGGAUUAUCAUCUUUUCUCUUGCAUCUCUGUUACACGUUUUAUCAGGAGUUAACUUUGUGCUGAAUGGGCAAGCAAAAGUUCAAUCAUGGGUCUAUCGAUCGUCCGAUGAAAAAGGAAGCAUUGAAAAAGAUAUUCCAGACAUUACAAAAUGGGAAAAGGGCCAAUCAGCG